AAGCGUGGUCACAUGAUCGAAGCUUUACAAAGAUGCACAUACUAGGAAGCUGUGAAAGCUCAACUGUAAGAAAGAUGAUAUAAACAUAGCAACCAACACAAUGGCAGAAGGUGGUGACCGAGAACCUGUGGCCAGUUCAUCUGGGAGUCUGCGUCCGUCUUUCUCUUUGGGAAGAGGACUGGCAGGACGCUCGUUACUGAAUCCUCCACCUCCGGGCAGACUCACAUCCCUGCGCUCCAGAGACCUGACACUCGGGGGAUAUAAAAAGAAAACAUUUGUACCAAACGUCCACUCCAUCCGUAAAAGCAAAGACGAGUUAAAGGAGGAGCCUCGUACUGCGCCGAAGAAGGAGAGAAGAGAAAGGGAGGACAGGCAGAGAGAGCGCAGGCGGAGAGAGAGACCCCAGACUAUUCAGUCACACUCCAUUUUUGAACAGGGUCCUGCAGACACCUUCAGGAAAACAGGAAAUUGGGGAACCACAAAUCUAAGCGACUAUGAUCCUUCAAUUCUUACUAGGAGUGUUAAAAAGGAGAGGAACGUUCCUGAGGAGAAUGACGAUGGAAUUUUAGAAAAGCUUCAGCGAGAUGAUUUCAUAGAUGAUCCUGGCCUGAAAAACGACCCCAAACAGACACCAAUAAGACUUCCACUGCAUCAAUCAUUCGACUACUUGGCAACAGACACGUCAACAUCUUUAAAAGAAGCGCUGUCUGAUCACACUUGUUCGAAGUCAGUAAAAACGCACGAGAGGAUUCCAACACAAACGAGUGGAGCUUCUGCAGGUCCUCAGCCUCCUAGUGUCGGAGAUCUUUUCCAGCAGAUGAGCGUUUCAGAGAAGGAAGAGCUUUUAUUCAUCCAGCUUCCCGACACCAUUCCUGUCCCCAUAAAAGCUCUAACAAGUGAAAAGUCUGUGAAAAAAUGUGAUGCAGAAGACAAGCGUGCCUCAUAUUUCAAAGCACAAGAUCCAGGGGAGAAAGAGGCUGCACCUGUGCUCUCGGACUUCACAGAAGGAUUCGUAGGAAAAGUGCAAAUUAGGAAAUCUGGCAAAGUGCAGCUAGUCAUAGGGGACAUUACACUGGACGUGUCGGAAGGUGCAGCUUUCUCUUUUCUGCAGCAACUCGUGUGUGUGCGGCUCACAGAGGGUCUGACCGGUGACAUGACAGUGCUUGGGGAUGUCAAACACAAGCUGGUGUGUUCACCUGACUUCGAGGAUCUUCUAAAAGGGUCAAGACUCCGUCACACAUCCAGCCACUCUUAAAGACUAUUCAGAGAGGAUAAGCUUUCCAGACAGCCUGUAAAGUAAGGUUACCAGAGGACGUUUGUAAAAAUUGUCACUGAUUUGCAGUUAUAUAACCUGUUAUCGGAGGACGUGUGGCCAGGGCUUGAUACUCUACACGGCUAUAUGACAUAUGUAGGCUGUACCUGUGUUAAGAACACAACAGCCAUCAGACUCGUCACAGAAGCGACCGAAAGUCGGAUGUUUUAAACUCAAAACUUUUACAUUUCAGCUCGGCUGUAGAAAACGAUUGCUUUCUGGAGUCUCCUUGAAGAAAAAGGAGAACAAUUCAUUUUCACAGAAUAUGAUGGACUCAUUUACAUUUAUUCAUUUAGCAGACAAUAAAAAAAUGAAAGUCCAAAGCGACUUACAGAUGAGGAAAUACAAGUAAAGCGAUAUAUCAAGCGGAGAACGAUACAAGUAGUGCUAUCAUACAAGAUCCAUUAAUUGAGUUCUAGAGAAGCAAAGUGUGCAGAGUAGGAUUUUUUUUUUUAGGAUAAUGUGUGGUUGGCGUUUUAGGGGUUAGUUAGGUGAUGUGGGUCUUUAGCUGUUCUUUUGAAGAUAGUGACAGAUUCUGCAGUGCAGAUUGAGGUUGGAAGUUUAUUCCACCACUGAGGGACAGUUAAUGUAAAGGGGCUGUUCCAGACGAGGUCUUGUAGGUGAGCAUCAAGGUCUUGACUCAUUACUUUACAGUCCUUUUAUAGUAGGGGAAGGAUGACAUAAACCAGGGCUUCCCAAACUAGGGGGUUGUGAGGAAAAACUAACACUCAUUUGUUUUAAAUUAAUAUAAUGGAUAUUAACUAUGAAAAUGGAUUUUGUAUGCUACUAUUUUGUAACGUUCCUCAUUCUAACAAGCCACGUUUGAAUGAAGUGUGUGUGCACUAUUUUACGUAGUUAUAGCUAUACUGACACUGUACUAGUGUUUUUUUUUUUUUUUUUUUAAAAAGUCAAUUUCUCAGUCCAUCCACUUCCACUAGUUCCUCGCCAACAUGGCGUUCCUCUGACUCAUCGGGAACAAAAGACGUCAAAGACACCGAGAUAUUUAUUGAAUACGGAUUUACAAACAUGAUGGUGAAUAAUGAGGAGAAACCAACAUGCCUGAUGCCCGAGUUGUGGUGCAUUGCAAAAAUACCCAGAGCACACAGAUAUUUGUUUGUGUGCACUGACAAUGAUUGUUCCCUUUGCUAGCUUUAUCAUGCAGUAUAAAGCCUAAUUCAGUGGUCUUAUCUGCAUUAAAGUAAGGAAUAAUACAUGGUGGUAUAAGAGGGAGAACACAAUUUGUGCAUGCAGUUAUAGGACGAUAAUACACAUCAGGAUGGUGACAGUAACUCUGCUCCCUGUCAGCCGGUCACACCACCCCAGUGUGGAUUAUUUUACCCAUCAUUCAAAACAUGAUGCACCCUUUCAAACACCCGUCCUGGCGUUUCGCUAUAUAAAAAUGCAAGUUCACCCGUCCCACUAGACAGUGCAAGGAAUAUUUUUGUUUGUUUGUCCUGUGCCCCCAGUAUAGUUGUUCCAGAUAUACAACCACACAUUCUGUAUAAAAUACACUCCAAUUACAUUCCCACUUGAUCAUGAUCAGUUUCUAUUUUAAUAGUGUAAUACUGUGUGUGCUUCCUGUUGUUUGAAUUUGUUACAUUGUAUAGAUACUUCAUGUUGCUUGUUUCUUUUAUAUAAAAUGUAGAUAUUUAUUAAGUAAAAGAUACGAUACAAAACA
Molecule: messenger RNA, 2990 nt
Organism: Ictalurus punctatus (channel catfish)
Lineage: Eukaryota; Metazoa; Chordata; Actinopteri; Siluriformes; Ictaluridae
Product: RNA_pol_Rpc4 domain-containing protein
Exons: 9
Coding region: 101-1255 (384 amino acids)
Biological process (GO): transcription by RNA polymerase III
Cellular component (GO): RNA polymerase III complex
Molecular function (GO): DNA binding
Source: RefSeq, a predicted model, not a curated record